Messenger RNA from Struthio camelus australis, 1004 nucleotides. The record is from RefSeq and is a predicted model, not a curated record. NCBI's taxonomy places the organism in Eukaryota, Metazoa, Chordata, Aves, Struthioniformes, Struthionidae.
AUGACUGACAAUUGCAAAAUCUCAUCAGUGAAACUUACAGUUCUUACUCUCCCAUUAUUUUUUGUAGGUAAAAAAUACCCUUCUUUAAUUUUUGGGACACCCAAAUCAUCCAAGGCUGUUCUUGGAAAAAGCAGUCCUCUCUGGCAAUACAUACUGGAUCACUCUUUGCGGGAACACCCCAUUCUAAAGAAACUGCGACUGCUCACCGCAGAUCAUCCCUGGAGUAAAAUGAUGGUGUCCUGUGACCAGGCACAGCUUAUGGCAAAUUUAGUCAAACUUAUCAAAGCCAAGAAAGUUAUUGAAAUAGGUGUUUUCACAGGAUAUAAUACCUUGAAUAUGGCACUUGUCUUGCCAGAUAAUGGCAGAGUUAUUGCCUGCGAUAUAAACGAAGAGUACGUCAAAAUUGGAAAGCCACUGUGGAAAGAGGCAGGAGUAGAGCAUAAAAUUGACCUCCGGAUUAAGCCAGCAAUUCAAACACUUGAUGAACUGCUGGCUGGAGGAGAAGCAGAGACCUUUGACUUUGCUUUCAUUGAUGCUGAUAAAGAGAGCUACAAUGAGUACUACGAAAAAUGUUUGCGCCUCAUAAGGAAAGGGGGAAUAAUAGCUAUUGAUAACGUUCUUUGGGGUGGAAAGGUACUAAAACCAAGAAAGGAUGACUUGGCAACCCAGAGCAUUCACCACCUCAAUGAGAAGCUUCUCAGAGACACACGAGUCAGUAUCAGCAUGAUCUCAAUGGGGGAUGGAGUGACAUUAGCAUUCAAGUUGUAACUGCAGGAAUCUCAACAGAUGGGAAACAGCAAGCAGCAUCAAAUCAUCAGGAAAAAUAAAGGCAGAAUACUAUCAAAAAUGAUCAUUUAACCUAUGUCUCAACAGGAUAACGUAGCCUGGGGAAAGCAGACUUUAGAAUCAGCAGGAUCCCUAAGGGCAGCUAAGUUGAGAAGAGAGACUUAUUUUGAGAUCUAGUAUGGCUUCUUAUUUUAAUUACAAUAAAGGAAGGAAACUUG